This is a messenger RNA of Entrophospora sp. SA101, 2235 nucleotides long. The record is from the annotation of a GenBank genome assembly. Lineage: Eukaryota; Fungi; Glomeromycota; Glomeromycetes; Entrophosporales; Entrophosporaceae.
AUGUUACGUUUAAGACAAGCUAAACAAACAUGUGAAGAUGUUAAACACAUGUUUCAUGAAAGAUCGUUGAUCGAAGAGGAUUAUGCUAAAAGAUUAAUGAAACUUUCUAAAAAAACCACAAAGCAGGAAAUUGAAAUAACUGCAAAAGAGCAUUUAAAUCUUUCUCAAAAAAUUAAAAGUAAACUUGAGCAAGAAUUGAAUGAUUUUCUUUUAAAACAAAAAGAACAAAGAAAAUCACAACAAUCAAUAGCAGAAAGAAGUCUACGUAAUAAACUCAAUCAAGCAGUUUUACUACAAAAGGCAAAAGAAAAAUAUGAUGGAGAAUGUGUAAAAGUGACAGGUCUAUUGGCAUCCAAAAAUUCGGUAAUUGGAAAAGAAUCUGAUAAAUUAUCUUUGAAAAUCGAAAGAACUCAAAUCAAUGUCAAUACUGCAAGUCAAGAAUAUAGGCAAUUAGUUAAAAUUAUGAAUGAUAUUAACGAUAAAUGGAUUUAUGAUUGGAAAAUUGCUUGCGAUAAAUUUCAAACUUUGGAAGAAGAAAGAAUAGAACAUAUAAAAAAAUAUUUAUGGGUUUAUGCAAAUUUUAUUUCAGAAGUCUUUGCAUUAGAAUCUUGUGAAGUUAAUAAUGAAAUACAACUGUUUAUAAAAGAACAUGCUACCGGCUCUGAUCUCCCAGAAUCACCAGCUUUUAUAAAUUUUUUCUCGGGUAAUAAAGAAAAUGACACGAUAACAAGUAAAAGAGCUUCAUUUGGUAGAAUAACCGAUUUACGUAAUGAAUCGUCGUCAUCAUCAUCAAAGAAUCAUUAUAUACAACAACUUCAACAAAAAUUUUAUCCAACUGAAGACACUAACAACAUUUCUAUUGAUGGUGAUGAUAAUUAUAAUAAAUUAAAUGAUGACAGAGCUUCUUUAUACGCAAAUACAAUUUCUUCUUCAAACCUAAUCAAAAACAAAAAUGAAUUUUCGCAAACUCCACCAAUGCCUGUUUUAGAUAAACCUCAACCACCAACACCAGUUACCAACAAUAUUAUUAAUCAAAAUCAAAAUCAUAAUUCUGGCAAUCUAAUUUCUGGUCCAGGUGAUUUAAGACGUAAAUCCUUAUCUUCUACAGAUCAUGGUCCUAUUUCAUCACAACAACAAGAUAUUAAAGAAAACAUGGCUAAUAUGCGUCCACAUACUCCACUAUUAAAUAAUCAACCUAGUAACAACAUAAUACAAGGUCCAGGUGAUUUAAGACGUAAAUCUUUAUCUUCUACAGAUUAUGGUCCUAUUUCAUCACAACAACAAGAAAUCAAAGAAAACAUGUCUAAUAUGCGUCCACAUGAUCCACUAUUAAAUAAUCAACCUAGCAACAACAUAAUACAAGGUCCAGGCGAUUUAAGGCGUAAAUCCUUAUCUUCUACAGAUUAUGGUCCUGUUUCAUCACAACAACAAGAAAUUAAAGAAAACAUGUCUAAUAUGCGUUCGCACACUCCACUACUAAAUAACCAACCUAACAACAACAUAAUACAAGCUCCAGGUGAUUUACGUAAAAGAUUGUCAAUUUCAACUUCAGCUUCAACUUCAAUUACUGCUAUUGCCGCCAAUAAUAUUAUUAAUCAACAACAACAAGAUAAUUUAGUUACAAAUCGUCGUAGUUCUUCGCCUAAUAGUCAACAACAACGAAAUACAUCACCAGUUAUCGGGAACAAUAAUAAUAACAACAAUAAUAAAAUCGAAAGAUCUGAUACAAUAAAAACUUCUACUACUAGUAGUAGUGGUUCAAACUCAUUAGGGAUAUUACUUGAUGCUCAAGGCCGUGUUAAGCAAGAUGAUCUUGCUGAAGCAUAUUUUAAAAAUGGUGGAAAAUUACCACCCGAAAACAUUCCAUUAAGUCAAUCACCCUCGUCAUCAUCACCGCCAUCCCAUAUUCCAGGAAUUUUACCCAACAAUCAUAGCAACUACAAAAACAUACAAUCUCAAUCGUCCAUUCGUGAAAUGCAAAGAAGUAAUACUAUAAAAACAACAUCAUCACGAUUAUCUUCAUAUCAACAAUUCAAUUAUUAUAAUAAUACAUCUACAAAACCAAAGGCGCGAUAUAUGGAAGAUGGUAGAUUGAUUCAAUUCUACGUUGAAACUUUAUAUGAAUAUGAAGCAACAAUUCCAGAAGAAAUUUCAUUUAAUGCUGGUGAUAUAAUCGCUGUUCUGGGGACUUUUCCUGAUGGUUGGUGGGAAGAAAAAAAGAGGUUUAUUUCCUAG